Molecule: messenger RNA, 357 nt
Organism: Linum tenue
Lineage: Eukaryota; Viridiplantae; Streptophyta; Magnoliopsida; Malpighiales; Linaceae
Source: the annotation of a GenBank genome assembly
AUGUGGGAGACGGAGAUGGCUGAAGCCCUGGCCGCGGAAUUCGGAUUACAGGUCGCUGCCCAAGCUCAGUUGACGAAUGUGAUCUUGGAAACAGACUGCCAAACGCUGACAUCCAAGCUCGCGGCAGCGGGAAGUAUCCAUACUGAAGUUGGGAUUAUAUGCAGGAACAUUCGGAAGCUCCUAGGCGAAAUGGGACAGGGGAGCUGGCAAUUCUCACCAAGAGAAGGUAACAAGGCUGCGCACAUUAUGUGCCAUUCGGAGACGAGAUGGAACGAGAGUAUGAUUUGGUUUGAUAGACCACCGAUGUUUCUAGUUGAUCAGAUAGAGUCGGACAAUGUAACCGCUACACCUGAUUAA